AUGAUGCAUAAGCAUACCACUGGUCAGAGGAAGGUCUCACCUCCUGGGCCAUCCUUCAUGUCCAGUGAUCAAGUUUCAACAUACUUGAAGGACUUGCGGUCAAAUCGUCCGGUCCGUCCAACAGGAUCUCGUCCAUACCCAGGCAGAGCAGCCGCAUCAACAAGCGAUAUUCCUGAUAGCCUUCCUCCAAGGGCAUCAUCGGCAUUAUCCAUGCACACCCCAGUCGAAGAUGAAAUUGAAGUUCACCCACGUUCAGGCAGCGCAAUGUCCCAUCGCCGGGCGAAUUCCCAUGUGCCCAGCGGCGGCGCAAUGGGUCGUCCUUUAGUUCAGGAGCCACGCACGCAUUCGAUCCGAAAGAACGUGUUUCCAGCACAAAUUCAUGCACGCACUAUUCCAAUUCCGGUAUCUCCAUCUCUGUCAUAUCGUGAAAACGGUCAACGACGACAUGAAAAGGAAGAAGCACGGGCACUACGAGACGCCUUGCAGAAAAUGGAUAUUCAGGAUGACGUUGGUCUUCACCAAGCAGCCCAGGACGAGGCCACCGAGCUAGUUUGGAUGCAUCAAAAUCCUGGUAAAGCUUUCAAAAACCCUUAUGCGCCAUACAAGAAUCCCGAUUCCGAUAGGCGCAGCCAGAGCCCUGUCCUAGAUAUUCCACGAGAAUAUAAUCCCUCGACCAAUAGAUUCAGCCAGUCAACAGGCUCAAGUGUCUCCUCUGAUGUCAACUCUAGCCCUGAGUCAGCGCGCAAACGAUCAUCUCUGGCUGGACCCUCAAAGAAGAAUCUCAAGGUUAACUUUAAACUACCUGACGAGGAACCCGAGCAGCCUCUUGCUCCCAAAUCACGCUCCGCCAGUAGUGAUUCAUCUAAAGGGAUCUUCAGGAAUCCUAACGAUCAAAUUUACGAAGAGCCCGUUGACACUCAGAAGGAACCCGAAGCAAAGCCAGACUUUUCGAAGUCGGACUCGUCAGCUUUGAAAAACAAACCGCGCAACGCUCUGGGGCGUGUUCCUAGGCCGCUACCUUGGUUGCAAAAUAGAGCUCACAGCAGCCCUUUGAUGGAUAAGAUCUCGCGGUUUGAAAUCAACAAGAACCCUCCCCCCCAGCCACGAAAUGCCGGCUAUACUCGAAACGAAAGCGCUACUCCUCCUUCUACUCAGUCACACAACGCCGGUUACACUAGAAAUGAGCUUGUUACUCCAACUCCUCCUCCCGAACAAAAGCGUGAACUUACUCCCACCCAGGAUGGAAGAGAAAGACGCAGUGACGAUAUCCGCGCAGCUACAAGCAAAAAGCGAGGAGACCGCAGUGAAAAGUUACCAAUGCCUACAGCCGUCAGUGAUCGAGUUGGACGCCCAAUCGUGAGCUUCGACCGAACUUGGAAACCAAGUGACCAGCCGAAACCUGAUCGUCCAACCCUACCCGUGAUUGAAAUAGCACCACCGACCAUUGAAGUCUCAGCGCCCUCGAUCGAAGUCUCCGAGCCACCCCCAAUCCCCGUCAUCAAUAUCCCGGACAUCAAAGUACCCACUAUCUCCGAGAUAGAAGCUCCUUCUAAGCAACAGACCAGACCAGUGCCCCAGUCGACGAGAAGCUGCCCAACUAAACCAGGUUUCCCAAAACAGCAGGGAUCUGAUUCGAAGAGCCGUUGGUACUCGCCCUAUAUACGAUCUGGCGUCCCUACUGCAAGGUGUGAGCUAUGUACACUUUCCAUUUCCGGAAAAAUCGUGACUGCUGGCGGAUGUCGAUUCCACCCGGAGUGCUUUACCUGUUUCCACUGCCAUACAGCUCUGGAAUGUGUGGCUUUCUAUCAAGAACCAGAGUCUAGCAGAGCCGAAAGAUUAGCAACCGAAGCUAAUGAUCAUGAGGCCUGUGUGCCACGUUUCUACUGCCACUUGGAUUUCCACGAGAUGUUCAGCCCCCGUUGCAAGAGCUGCAAGACCCCUAUUGAAGGAGAAGUGGUAGUGGCAUGUGGUGCUGAAUGGCAUGUCGGCCACUUCUUCUGCGCAGAAUGCGGUGAUCCCUUCGAUUCCCAAACUCCCUUUGUCGAGAAAGAUGGCUUCGCAUGGUGUCUCCACUGCCACUCGCGCCGUACCGCACCACGUUGUUUGGGCUGUAAACAGCACGUCAUGGACGACGUUGUCAUUUCUGCAAUUGGCGGCCAGUGGCACGAGCGCUGUUUCAAUUGUCACGAGUGUGGCGAUGGCUUUGGUCCGGAGGGUCGGUUCUUCGUUCGUGAAGGCGAGCCCAAGCGAACAGCCAAGGGCCGCAUCAUCGGUGGUCCAGUUCAACUGGCUAUCUGUGAGAGAUGUGAAGGUAUCCGUCUUAAGGCGCCUGGAAUGUGCUAG
Molecule: messenger RNA, 2343 nt
Organism: Penicillium vulpinum
Lineage: Eukaryota; Fungi; Ascomycota; Eurotiomycetes; Eurotiales; Aspergillaceae
Product: LIM domain protein
Exons: 3
Coding region: 1-2343 (780 amino acids)
Cellular component (GO): nucleus; Z disc
Molecular function (GO): transcription coregulator activity
Source: RefSeq, a predicted model, not a curated record